AUGGAACGGAUACAACAGACAAGUUUACAGACAGACCAAAAUGCCAAAGACCUGCACGAGAUCACCAGACAGUACACUGGUGCACUCGACGAAGAACUGGGCACAGCUCUCACCUGUAAUAAGAGAGUCGUCUCUGCCACCCGAGGGGCUCACAAGAAGGUCACAGAAGGAAUGCACAAACUCAGAACUGACCUCAACGCAGAAUACACUACCAUGGCCGAAAUUGUAUACACCAAUUUAUACCUACCUACCACUAAAUCUCCAACUACCUACCACUCUAUCACUGCUGUUCCCGUUAACACGCUGUUUGCCGAUGCCCUUAACCGUUGCACAGCGGAUGAGCAUUUGACGGCGUAUGAAGACGCGUCAGCGGAGUGCAAUCAAAUGGCUAUCAAAGACUUGGAGACUGUGGCUGGACGAAUGGAUGUAUGUGGUACCACGACGAAGGCACAUCGCAGUACGGCCGAGGGAAUGGUCACACAACUCACUGCAGAUAUCAACGCCCAGAAAAGGUGUGUGACUGUGGCUAUACCCCAGGCCCACGAUGCAUAUGGUAUAUGA
Molecule: messenger RNA, 561 nt
Organism: Sphaeroforma arctica JP610
Lineage: Eukaryota; Ichthyosporea; Ichthyophonida
Exons: 4
Coding region: 1-561 (186 amino acids)
Source: RefSeq, a predicted model, not a curated record